Messenger RNA from Aspergillus thermomutatus, 2187 nucleotides. Its product is annotated as fungal specific transcription factor domain-containing protein. NCBI's taxonomy places the organism in Eukaryota, Fungi, Ascomycota, Eurotiomycetes, Eurotiales, Aspergillaceae. Gene Ontology annotation, biological process: DNA-templated transcription. The transcript is spliced from 7 exons. The record is from RefSeq and is a predicted model, not a curated record. Gene Ontology annotation, molecular function: DNA binding; zinc ion binding. The coding region runs from base 1 to 2187 and encodes 728 amino acids.
AUGCCUCAGAGCUUCGGCGCUGGAAUCCAGCCUACUGCUGGAAAUGCUCAAUCCUAUAGCGAUGGUGCCGGAAUCAUGUCUCAAUAUAUCUCAACUGGUCCUACCCAACACAAUAUUUAUCAAGUACGGUCAUCGCAUUUACCCGUAACAAGCCAUUCCUACCAGCAUGCCCAAGUAUUUCCUACCACUCCAAAUCACGGCCUUGAUAAUUCGAAUACUGGCAUUUUCUCAGACGACGAGCAAUCUACUGCCGAGAACCUUAGCGAGGUUCUGGGUGAAUUGAAGAUUGACGAAACUGGUAUCGCACCCUAUAUUCGGCAACAACGAAAAGAGCGAUUGGAAGCAGAAGCUCCAGUUCAGGAUGAAGUCGAGGAAAGACUGCCACCUUUGAGCACCGGGGCGGGCUCCACCAUCCGUAUCCCCCCGGAGCUCAUGCCCUCCGAUGAUGAUGUGAUGAAUUACUUCAAAAUUUACUUUAACGAUAUACAUCCUUACGUCCCCGUCGUUCAUCGAUCUCACCUUUACUACCAAUGGCAGAAUGAGCGGAGUUCCAUAUCUCCUCUACUCCUUGAAGCACUUUUCGCUUGUGCCGGCAGGUUAUCAGACGAUCCGGCUCAGGGCGCACAGUGGCUCGCAUUGGCAAACAGACAUGAGUCCAGUUUCAUGGAUGUACCACGCCUAAGCACGAUUCAAGCGUUGCUUUUGCUAUUGAAAGCUCGAGAGUCUCUGCCAAAAAAGGGUUAUUAUUAUCGUUCAUGGCAGACUGUGAAGACGAUUGUCUCGAUGUCGAAGGAUUUAGACAUCCAUGAACAUUACAAUGCUCACGCGCAGGGCAGAUCUUGUGAGAUGGAUUCAGUGGAAUGUCUUGUGCAGACAAGAGUAUGGCAAGCCCUCUUGGUUGUCGAAGUGAUGAUCGGUGCACCACAAGGUCGAUCGGAUUACGGGGUAGAUCCAGAGACCGUAGAUAUGCGACCAACUCUAGACAUCAAGGGCCUUGACCAGUUCGAAAUCGACCGCUCGAGGCAAUAUGCAUACUUUGUCAGAAACGCGUAUCACAUCCGUUUGAUCACCGAUAUAUAUCACAAAAUCAAAAAGCAGAAAGACUGGGGAGCCAACCCUAGAUUUGUUGAAAAAAAUCCACUUUUUACCGAUUGGCUCCAAAGCCUCCCUCAAGACUUACAGAUUAAUUAUCCUAGCGAUGGUUCGCCGCCAUGGAUACCCUCACAUUUCGUGGGAAAUAUGCACUCGCAUUGCCAUCUCGGCAUCAUAUUAUUACAUCGACCACAGUUGUUAGCAUCCAAGUCUUUUGCGGCCGGCGGAGGAUGGAAGAUUCACAUGGCAUUGUGCUAUUCCUCUGCCAAAAGCCUGUGUAGGCUUCAGGAAGGUAUCUUAGACCGGUUCGGCCUUCCCGGUCUUCUGUUCAUGCAGAGAGGCAUCAAUUUCGCAAUUUACUGCAUUCUGACAUGCACUAUGCUGCAUCUGAUUGCUAUCACAUCGCCUGAUCCUCAGUUUCAUACGGAUGCGAGGGACUACUUCACGCGACACAUGCGUAUACUUGAGAAAUGUUCAUCGGCUUGGCCUAUGCCCGAAAUACAGGCACAGAUUGACUCCCUGCGGCUCGCGUUCUCCGCUGACAUCAAUCGCCCUUUCGAACUCAAACCUACGUUUCCUUAUGGAAGUCCCUCAGAACCAUACCAUCCCAGCCCACCACUUGGGUCAGAUUACCAUGCUCAAUUGGAUCAAGUUCCAAGUAAUGUGCAAAAUAGACUUCAACCUUUGGGACUGCUUGCACCACAUACACAUCACAGUCAUCCUGUAGAUGCUCCGUUAGUUGACGAAAAUAACUGGGAUCCCACUCGAAUCAUAAACCAGUGGGACAUGGCGUUCCCUGUCGGCCCGUCGAACGUGAGUACAAACUCGCCGCCGAUAGGCAUAGAUCAUUCUACACAAGGGAUUCCUGGUGUAUCGAACCAGUUUCCUGUUCAUUAUGAGACACAUACAAAGGUCUCUUCGAUCGCAGCUUCCCAACCGCUUCCUCAAACUCAGUUCAAUGGACAUCCAGUCCUGAUCACGGCUCGUGACUGGCAACACAGUGUUGCUAGUGUAUUUGAUCCUAAUGGCUUGAAGCGGAGGUGGGCACACUCAAUUGAUACUGGCGAGCAGAGUAAAACCAAACGCCAGCGAUAA